Mercenaria mercenaria is the source of this 3521-nucleotide messenger RNA. RefSeq names its product alpha-(1,3)-fucosyltransferase C-like. Gene Ontology annotation, molecular function: alpha-(1->3)-fucosyltransferase activity. The transcript has a single exon. Bases 356 to 1600 code for a protein of 414 amino acids. NCBI's taxonomy places the organism in Eukaryota, Metazoa, Mollusca, Bivalvia, Venerida, Veneridae. Gene Ontology annotation, cellular component: membrane. The record is from RefSeq and is a predicted model, not a curated record.
UCAUUUAUUUUUUUAUUUGGUCAUUUAUAUCUAACCAGACCCAUGCGAAGUUUAAAAGUCUGACUGUGACUGUUACAUUUAAUCUUAUUGCCUUGGACUUGGUGUGCUAUUAUUAUCCAUAUCUGAUUUCCAAGUUCAGUAUCUGCUAUUUCUCUCAUUUAUAUUAUCUACUUAUGUAAUUAUCGAAUCACAUUUUCCCUAGAUUUAAAUAUAUAAACGGUCAAUGGAAAAAAGAAUACUUUUAAUGAAUAGAGAAACAGCAUGUGGUAGAGUUUGAAAAUGUAACUCAUUUAUCGUGAUAUUAAUUUUUACUUGAUUGUAUUAGUUAUAGGAUGGUAAAACAAAAUGAUAAAAUAUGUUCCCAUUUACAAAACCAUUUGUCAGGGUAAGCAAAAUGAAAUUUCAUGUGCGUACCCUGGCUCUUUUUUCCUUCAUCAUAUUUCUAAAUUUAGCUUUAAGGAUUAUACAAAAUAGGGAAACGGAACAACAGAAGCAAAAUAGCAUCCAGAAUUUUUCGACAUAUUUAUGGCAGAACAGAACCUUUGUAACGACAAUUAAUCAUUUCAGCUCCAAGAAUAGGUUGUAUUUUACAAGGAAUAUUUUCGACAAUUUUUCUGGAGAAAUAAAAUCAACAAUUGGACAAAAGAUUAUUUUAUUUUUCAACGAACCUGAAUACAUGAGAAAACUGGGUAAGAAGGAUGCAGUUUAUAAAGAUUGCGAAUAUAAAAACUGCAUAAUUUCACAUGAUAAGAAUAAACUGUCGAUCGCAAAUGCCGUCAUAUUUUACAUAGGGAUUAGAAAUGAACGAAUGGGAAAAGAGCCACCAAUUAACAUGAAACAACGUAAUCCAAACCAGGCAUGGAUAUUUACCACAGUAGAACCUCCAGAACAUUUCUAUAAUGCUGAUUACCGGUCAAAAUUUUGGCAUAACACGAUGAACUGGUCAAGUCUAUAUAUGCUUGAUUCGGAUAUACCAAAUCCUUAUGGCUGUUUAGUACGAACAAAAGAACUAACUUCAAGUGACUAUGAUUCUGUUUAUAAUUCCAAGACACGUAAUGCUCUCUGGAUGGUCAGCCAUUGUGAGGUUGCUAGUGCUCGAAGACGAUACGUGAUAGAAAUGACAAAGAACGGAUUUGACGUAGAUAUCUUAGGAGGCUGUGGCACAGAUGGGAGAAAAGUCAGCAUGCAAGAGUUUGCACAAAUUGUUCCCACCUAUAAAUUCCUCUUAGCAUUUGAAAACUCUUUUUGUAAUGAUUAUAUAUCUGAAAAGUUUUUCCAUCAUUACAAUUCAAGUUGGAUUAUUGUUGUAAGAGGUGGUGCUAAUUAUAAUCGUUUACUUCCUUAUAAAACUUACAUAAAUACGGCGGAUUUUUCUAAAGUAUCCACUUUAGUAGAUUUUCUUUCCAAUCUUGCUAACGACAAGGAUAAAUAUAUAGAAUUUCUUCGUAAUAAAGACAGGUACGUAAGCAUCCGCUGGCCUGGAAACAGAAACUGUGAAAUCUGCAGGCGAUUGAACAAUUUAUCAAACUAUGUAAAAUCAUACACCACACUUGAUCAAUAUCUAACUGUUAAUCAGUGCUUCCAGCCAAGUGACUCAUAAGUUGAAUUUGCUCCAAAUAUAAGCAAACAGUAGGUGUUUAUAUAAAUAAAUAUACCAAAAAAUGUUGCAAUUUCUGUCUUUGUGCAAAUAUAUGUUCGUAAUAGUCACGUGUAUUUACUCACAUCAAUCCCCUACAGUAUUAGCACAUUUCUCAGACGAUUAGAGAAUGAAUUAAGGCGGAACAUCAGCAGGAAUCAUAAAAAAGACGUUAUGGAAUUUAAAAUGAAUAGAAAUAGAAUGUGUUUUUCCUACUAAAAUUGGUACUUCACAUAAACAUGAUGUAACAUUCAACGAAUAGACCAGUUUGAAAAAUGUUUAGAAUGUACUUUAAAUAUUCUGCAAAAUAUGCACCCGUUUCAGAUUUAAAUCCUAUCAUCCUGGGAUGACAAUUGUACCUCUAUAUCUUGUUUCCUAUGCACUUUGUUCUCAUAUUUGUUUCGUGCAUGUCUUCAUUGAUUGGCUUUGAUUCGACAUAUUAAACGAAAUAUUAACAUUGACUGGACUCAACGACGAGAAAUUUUAAAUCGAUCAUGUCACUUAAUUCUUGACAUUUUGCCCCGAGAUUCCGUUGACGAGCAAGUUCUUUUUUAAGCAACACCGAUCGGCCCCUGUCCAACCCCUCUCAUUUUGCUAUGUUAAAUUCGACUUUCAUUUCGCACUCCAUCAUUUUUAUACCUUAACUCUCGUAGUUUUGUUCGCAGACUCCGACAAACGAGCAUAAAAAACCCUAACUCGAAUGUUCAUCAAGUGAAAACAUGAGUAAAAGCCCUAAUUAACAUUUUUACUCCAAGACACUGCCAUUUCUGUCCGCGAGAUCCGGAUUUGUCCGGCUAAGUUAGCCUAGAGCUUUUUGAAUAGAUAAUAUCUGACCAUUUAAUGUGCAAGAUGGAUAGCAGUGAUCUACGCAAAUCCCUCUUUCAUAGGAAUAAUCAGUACUGGUCUUAAAGGUUACAGUAAGUCAGAUAGCAAAUAAAUAACAAGCCCUAAGUAACUGUACUAUACUUUGAACGAAUCCAAAUGUCAAAAUUCAACCUGUUACUUACUACGUUUUCAAAUCCAUUAGAAAAUACGUAGAUAUGUAAUUUUAUAUCAGGUGUAUGACUCCAUUAAUAACAGCAUAAAAAUGUUACUUUAAAUUCCGUUAUUGUCAGGCAAACGAUCAAAACUUUCUUUUGGCAUUUAACAAAUUCAAAGGCAUCUUACACAAACGGAUAGAUGGCUUCGCAUCGGGAAAUACGCACUCAUUCCUUUACUCACACUGAACAAAACAGUUUCUUCAAGAGUGUGCACAUGUUGCGAUGAAAAUCUGAUAAUCUACCAAUUCAUACUUUGAAAAUAACAUUAGCUAGCGUUUGGACGCAAUGUUUCUAAAUUCCAUAGACACUACGUAGGAACAAUCAUGUUGCAAUCAUUUAUUAUUUACAUUUUUGUCGUAGGAUAUGAUUAUAAUAACUGCCACCGCUCAUUGAAUCAGUUUCUGUAUAAUUGUCUACACAUUAGUAAACUGCUCAUUACAUGGUAUAAGUGAUCAAUAAUUGAGAAAGAUAGAAACAAAAUAACUAAGUUUGAAAUUUUAUUGUGUACAAAAUUUUAAAGUGCAACUUCCAGUAUAAGUAUUCAAAGACUUAAAAGCAGGUAGAAAUAUAGCGUGCCGUAUAUAACUUCUUACUACGCAUGUCAGAUUUUUGGAUGUAUGCCCUGAACUCUUCAAAACAAUAUGAGAAUGUCAUUGACUAUGAUUCCUCUGUGCUAAAGGCAAGCUGCAUGUUUUGUGCUACUCAUUCUACGUUCCGAAGAGUUCCAGAACAUUUAUUAUCAAUUUUGAUUUACGCAUAUAUGAGAAAAUAAAUAAAUAAUUACUUCCUUAGAGUUAUUGUUUCAAGUUUCUACGAAAAAUCAAAGCAGCUACUUUAAUAUGCAC